AUGGUCAAGAUACCGCCUGCUCCGGACGGCAAGAUCUACUCGGCCACCUAUAGCAAUGUAGGUUUGUCCCCGUCUACGAGUGCAAUGUCAACGGCAACCAUGUCAUGCGCCGCCGCGCCGACGACUGGAUCAAUGCCACACACAUUCUCAAGGUCGCCGAGUAUGAUAAGCCCGCGCGAACCCCAGUAA
Messenger RNA from Plenodomus lingam JN3, 189 nucleotides. NCBI's taxonomy places the organism in Eukaryota, Fungi, Ascomycota, Dothideomycetes, Pleosporales, Leptosphaeriaceae. The record is from RefSeq and is a predicted model, not a curated record.